This is a messenger RNA of Salvia miltiorrhiza (redroot sage), 570 nucleotides long. RefSeq lists its product as uncharacterized. The record is from RefSeq and is a predicted model, not a curated record. Bases 133 to 522 code for a protein of 129 amino acids. Lineage: Eukaryota; Viridiplantae; Streptophyta; Magnoliopsida; Lamiales; Lamiaceae. The transcript is spliced from 4 exons.
CUAAUUUGCUAUUUUGAUCCGUUCACAAAAAUAUGUCUUAAUCUAUUUAAUAAUAAUUUCGUAUAAUUUUCUAUUAGCUACCCAUUGUUUUGUAUAGGAAUUCUCAAAUCUAGUUUGGGAGUUGGGUUAUCAAUGGCUCCCAAUAAAAAAUUGAAACAGAAGGCCGCUGCCGCCGCCGCCGCCGGCGGCGGACCGCCUCAGCCCGCCACAGGAUACCCGGCGUGCCUACGGUCUAUAUCGCCGUCGUCCGUUGCUAUCUCUAUCCAUGCGAAGCCUGGCUCCCGGCUCGCCACCAUCACCGAUAUGAAUGACGACGCGUUAGGAGUCCAGAUUGAUGCUCCCGCUAAAGACGGCGAAGCUAACGCCGCUCUUCUCGACUACAUAAGCUCUGUUAUUGGGGUGAAAAAAAGGCAAGUUUCAAUAGGUUCUGGCUCGAAAUCGAGGGAUAAGAUAGUGAUAGUGGAGGAGGUGACUUUGCAGACUGUAUUUGACUCUCUAAAUAGAGCUCUAAUGAGCCAGUGAUGUACUUUGCAAAUAGGUUUGUAUUAUAUAAGAGGCACAGUUCAACAA